Messenger RNA from Schistosoma spindalis, 2351 nucleotides. The record is from the annotation of a GenBank genome assembly. Lineage: Eukaryota; Metazoa; Platyhelminthes; Trematoda; Strigeidida; Schistosomatidae.
AUAACCUUGAGAAUGGAACAAGAUUCCGUUCAGUAAAUAAAAUGUUUUUUGUCUUCAUCGAAGCAGCCAAUUAGUGUGUUUUACUGUUUGGAUAGUUUUCCAAAAAGAUGAACAAAUGGAAAAAAUGAGUCCACUGAUGGGAUUCUGGGAGAAAUUGCGGAUGAAAUUAGAUCGUGUUUCAUCAACUCAAACACCAACAUCGGAGAAUCAUAAAACAGAAACCAACACAACUAUACCUAACUGUUUGACAACUCAUUCGACAAAUAGUUCCGUUCCAACGCCAGUGACUGUCAAUGUCUAUGAUAUGUUGUGGAUAAAUGAUUACGUUAGUUCUCUUGGUAUUGGAGUUUAUCAUACAGGAGUUGUAGUUCAUGGAAUUGAAUAUUCAUAUGGUGGACAUCCAUUAACUAACUCUGGAGUAUUCUCUAUGCUACCAAGAGAUUCUGCUUAUUUAGGCGAAAAUUAUUCUUACAAAGUGACACUAUCCAUGGGAUAUACAGAUUUUACAGCUUCCGACGUUCCUUUAUUACUAGAGAGUAUAACAACAGAUUAUCGUGGUGAUCAAUAUCAUUUAUUAAAUAAAAACUGUAAUCAUUUCUCUGAUACAUUUGUUCAGUUACUUUGUGGUCGAUCUUUGCCUAAAUGGAUAAAUCGAUUGGCUACAAUUGGUUCCAAACUUCCAUUUAUUGAACGUACACUACCAGUUGAAUGGUUGAAACCACAUCAACAGAUUAAUAAUCAUAUAAAUAAAGAAGAAAAAUAUGACAAUGAUAUAGAAUGUAUAAAACAAUCAAAUCAUUUCAAUACACAAACUACUUCAUUACAUAAUAUUAGAAGAAUUAGUACAAUAGAACGUUUACAAAAUUGUAUACAUCGUUUACAUAAAGGUAAUAUACAUAAACGUGUACAAAAUCAUCAUGAUCAUCAUUUAAUAAAUUCUGAUACAUAUUCAUUAAUUGAUAUUCCAUUUAAUGAAAAAACACAAAUUGAUUAUGAUUUAUAUUUAUAUUUAACACAAUCUGAAACAUUUUAUACAUCUAAUUCUAAUGAUAUAUACAAUAGAAAAAUUAAUCCUUCUGUUACUAUGACAAAUAAUCCAUUGAAUGUUAAUAUUCAUCAUGGUAUAAAUCAUCCAUCAAUUCAUUUAAAUCAUUCUUAUCAGAAUUGUAUUCAUCAAUCUAUAGAUGAUUUAUUUACAAAUAAAAUAAUAUCAUCUCAUAGUAUUUCAUUACCUUUAAUACCAUUCAAUCAUUCUGAAUAUUCUUGUAAAUCUUUAUUAAAAUCUAUAAAACGAUCUCAAUCUAUUGCGUUAGAUAAUAACAUAACAAGGAACAUUUAAAAAGAAAAAAAUAUAUUAGUUUUUUUUUCAUAGAAAAAUAUAAAUUAUUAGUAUGUUUUUCGAUGUAUAUCCAUAUUCUCAGGAAUGUAAUUCAUAGAUUCAUACUGUUUUUCACUUAUACCAAUUUGUUUAUAUGAAUUGGCACAAUUUAGCUCAAAAUUUAAAUGAUAUAAAUUGAUUGUUUAUUUUCUAUUUUUCUUUUUUUUUCUCUUGUAUUUUCUUCUUUACAAUAUUGAUUGAUUGUAUUGUUAUAUGGUGUAGAUCUACAAUUUCAUACAUGCUAUACAGUUUUUUUUUACAUUUUGACAACAACAAUAACAAGAGAAAUACAUAAAGAAAGUUAUUCAAACUAAUAAAAUGAUGAUUUAUGGACGACGUUGGAGUAACGCUAAAGUCACCUAAUAACUAGGAUUAAAUGAUGUUUAUCAUCCAGUGUGUAGAAUUAAAAUUCUGAUUUAUAUUUAAUGAUUAAGGUUAAAAAUUAGAUUUAGGAUUUUCAUCAACAAACUGAUAUCAGCUAUAAUGACAAAAAACUCUAUUUAGACAAAUAAAUGGAUGAAUUUGGCUCUAGAAUCCGAGAUCUGUUAUCUUAUAUGUGAUUGGUUCAUCCAUAAAUUAUACUCUCUGAGACUUGUUAUCUUAUACCUGAUUGGUUCGUUCAUAAAUUAUCAUCUCGUCAAUUGUUUCUUUUUUUUUGCUAUUCAUUAUGGAAUAUUUGUCUAAACAGAAGAACACAUGCACAUGAACGUAUAAAAAUUGUUGAGCUUCAGUUGUUGUUUUUUUUUUUGUUUUCGUUUCAUUUUUUUUCUCUAAUAAGAAAUAAAUAGAACUAUAAAUUGUAUUUUAGGUAUUUUCUGAGAGAAAACAAAAAGAGCUUUAUAUAUUCCCUAACAAGUAAAUGAAUUUGUUAAAUAAAUCUAUUUUACAUAUUAUUAUUGUUUACUCAUUUAUUACAUCAUUCAUAAUAGUUGUGUUUUUAUGUUGUCAAAAUAUAUAUAUAUAUAUAUAUAUA